UACCGGCCCACCCAUCUCCAUUGCACCUGCUAUACCGGCCCACCCGUCUCCAUUGCACCUGCUAUACCGGCCCACUCGUCUCAAUUGCACCCUAUUCUCCGGCCCCCUCGUCUUCAUUGCACCUUAUGUACCGGCCCACUCGUCUCCAUUGCACCUCAUUUACUGGCCCACUCGUCUCCAUCACACCCCAGUUCCCCAGCCCACUCGUCUAUAUUGCACUCCAUUCCUCCGGCCCACUCAUCUAUCACACACUGGAUUCACUACUACUAUUCAUAAUUUCCUAUAUAGUACAUUGCUAUACUACCAUCUAUACUAUAUACACCCGGCCCAUCCGUUUGCCUUGGACACUCCACCCCCUCGGCCCACUCGUCUAACACGGUACAAUUAUUGCCAUGGGCCGGCACCGGGUGGCCCGUCUCUAUUGGUACAUUGUCACGCCCGGCUGCCCGUCUGAGACGGGUGAAUUCACUGAAGGGGCUCCUCGUGAGGGCAUGUUUCGUGCGCUUGUGAUUUUGCUUGAAGGAGACGUUCGGUUCUCUACCGAUUUUCUGUUUGUCCUUCGCGACACUUUGCCAGCCACGGUCGUUUUAGGUUGUGACUGGUAUGCUUUUUGUCGUGAUAUUCUGCACACUCAUCCAGAAGUGUGGCUUCCGUCAUCUGCCCAAGCAGGUUGUUUGUCGGCAGAUAUUGUUAUUGCUCAGGAUAUGGUUCGACAACAAAUAGUCCAUGAGCUGAUGAUUAUCUUGUUGGAUAAGGAAGAUUCCGAGAUGACUGUCAAUGAAAUCGCGAUGGAUCAUGCGUUGGAUAUAAGUGUUGGUCAUGUGUUGGGAUCCUUGGGAACUGGAGGACAUGCAUGUGCAGUUAUUGCCCAAGGUUUUACACAAGUUUCGUCAUUGAUGGAAUAUAUGCUUGGAAUUGUGGCUUCUUCGCAUGUUAAAAAAUUGACAAAGCCGUUGUUGAGGAAUAUUCUCGAAAUUCUCAAAGUCCCUGGUGUUUCAGUUCAUGCUCGUCGAGAUGCAAUGGUCCCUGCGUUGACACAACACUGUCGAGGAUUUGAGGGCUUGUCUCAGUAUGAUGGGGAUGAUGGUCUUGCCUCCUUGCGACGGAAAUUGAAAAGUUAUGUGUCUCGACUUGAAAAGGGGAAGCAAUGUGAAGACAAUGAUGUUGGUCGAGAUUUGUCUUAUCAACGGCGUGAAGUGCUCAAAGACAAAGUUCGUCGAGCUUGGCCUCGCAAGAUCGGUGAAGAUAUUAAAGAACGUGUCAGGCAGAUGUUUUCGAGAGCAGAUAUCUUCUGA
Suillus paluster is the source of this 1295-nucleotide messenger RNA. RefSeq lists its product as uncharacterized. The coding region runs from base 393 to 1295 and encodes 300 amino acids. The record is from RefSeq and is a predicted model, not a curated record. The transcript is spliced from 5 exons. NCBI's taxonomy places the organism in Eukaryota, Fungi, Basidiomycota, Agaricomycetes, Boletales, Suillaceae.